GGUGAACCACCAAAAUUCGAAACUAUGAAGCUCAAGGGUAAACCUAAAAAAUAUUAUGAGGUUGGAGAGAAAAUAUAUUAUGAGUGUCUUCCAGGACGCAUUACUGUGUUUCCCGUCAUGGCUUAUUGUGAGCAGAAUCACUCGUGGUUCCCUCUCCAAGAAGCUUGUAUGAAAAAAGAAUGCGAUAGGCUAUCACUUCAACAUGGUGAAGUUGUUGCCCCAAAUAAAACCUUUUCGUUUGAUCACGAAGCUCACUUUUAUUGUGAUGAGGGUUAUUACUUAGUUGGGCAACAAGUUAUAGUUUGUAACCUUCGUGGAAAUGACGUGUAUUGGAGUGAUAACCCCCCACAAUGUAAAAAGAUUUACUGUCAACCGCCUGCAAAAAUAAAUAACGGAAAAUACAGCAAUAGCCACAGAACUAUAUUUGAAUAUAAUGAAUUAAUAACUUACAGUUGUAAUCCUUCACAAGGAUCAGACGAAUUUUCACUUGUUGGAGACAGCAAACUUAUUUGUGUUGGGAAUAACAAGUGGAGUAGUGACCCUCCUCAGUGUAAAGUGGUCAGAUGUGAACAUCCAGUACUUGUGAAUGGAAGACUGGUAUCAGGAGUCAGAGAAACCUAUUCCUACCAAGCAGUGGUUCUAUUUGAAUGCCUCCCAGGUUUCUAUCUUAAUGGCAGCAACCCAGUGUUCUGUGGUGGGAGAAAUACUUGGGAACCUGAGAUGCCGACAUGUAUUAAAGGUUUCAAGCCUACUCAUCCAACCAAACCUCCAGUUUCAAAGUAUCCAGGCUAUCCUGAGCCCAAUGAAUCAGCAUUAUUUGAAGAAUUGGAGGAAUUAGAUGCAGGUAUCAUUGCUGUGAUUAUUCUUACUAUCCUUGUCGGCCUUGCAGUACUUUGCACCUGCCUGUACAGAUGUCUUCAAAGAAAGAAAGGGAAAGGAAACAGUAUCUGCUGUCGGUGGAACAAAGGAACCAAAAAAAGCAAAACAGCUGUGCUAGCACCGGAUGCUGGGGUGGAACAGACCGUGACCUCGCUGAGUCCUCACAUCAAGCAGGGUCUCUUUCAAACAAACCACUGGGCAGAGAGGAGGGACAGCCGCUCACAUUCAGAUUACGGUUUUGCAAAUUUUGUUUCGCACUUUUAUAGUUAGUAGCAGAAGUUAGGCCAAAGAAACGCUGCCUUGAGAAGGACAUGAUUGGGAAUCAUGUUUUACAAGUAUUGUUUUAUGGAUAAAGCAUGUUUAUGAUGCACUGUAAGUGUCCCCUCCCUGAGGGAUCGGUGAGGUACUUUGGGAAGAUACGCUUGAGCAGAAAGAAACAGGAAUUUUGAAUUAAGUACAGAGUUGAAGUUUUACUAUACCCAUUUUCACAUACUUUUCAGGGAUGUAGCACUUGCUCAGAAACAAGAGAUGGCUGUACUGUUGAUUUUUAACAAGCCCAGUUGACUCUUUUGCAACCAAAGAUUGUUAUGCUAUUUUCCAAAAAAAUUGUUAUGUUAUUGUUACGUUGUUUUUCCAAAACAGACUUUUAUACUAGUUUCUGCUUCAAAUUUAUUUUUUUUAUUUUGUAUAUUUAUACAAAAUUGCUCUCGAUAUGUAAAUAUAAAUUUUGUUUUUCAAAUAAUGGCAAUUAUAUAUGCCAUUAUAUACAUUUAUAUAUAUGGGAUAAAAUGAAAAGUUUCUCUAAUGACGUGGAAAGCAGCAUAUGUGAAAGGUUGCUAAAACCGGAAGAAUAUUUGCAGUGAAAUGAGAAGUCCCGUGGGGGGGUGGGUCUUUAUUGUUCAUAUUUUGAAAAUGGGAUCUUCAAGUGUUGUGAAAAAUAAAAUCCAAGAUUGGGAGAAUGUUCAUUUGUGACGAUGCGUUCAUUUCCAGUGUGUUUUAGCUCAGAGCAGAGCAUGCUUGUACUUGGCCUGACUUCUCUACGCAUUCCACUGCAGCCCCUCACAUUGCAGAGCCUUGAAUGUGUCCAGGCUCCUCGCCCAGCCCGUCCUGGGCCUCUCCUGCUCAGAGGUGUUCAGUCACAGGCGCACAGCGUCAAGUGCAAGGUUUCUCGCAGGCACCCUGAAGCUUUCUACAAUUAAAUCCCAACUUCUCUUCCGAAGACUUCUCCAUUUCUUCAAAGAACCUAUUGUCCGUCGAGCGGACCGUCUGCCCCACGUGCUGGGCUGUGUUCCUGGUUCACUGUCGCCUGUAGCACUUCUAGUCCUGGCCGGGUCCUGGACAUCUUCCCCAAGGCUCAGCUCCUACUGCCCAUUCCGUGAAGCUUCUCCCGACUUGCCCAGCUCUUAGAGCCUUUGUGAUGUUACCGAACCUUGAGUUAACCGGGUGUCUAUAUGCCUGUAUCUGGUGGCAGAUAUACCUUCCACAUCACGUCAGUGCGUGGGUAUGAUUAAGUGCUUACAAACCCAAGCCCCAAUGAUGAAAGUAGAAAGCUUGAUUUGUGUAAUAACAGGGUUUGCUUUUGUUUACACAAAAAGUUUUCUUGGUCUUUUUUGCAGAUUCGAAUUAAAUCAGAUUGCUACAUGUCUGAGA
This is a messenger RNA of Lynx canadensis (Canada lynx), 2529 nucleotides long. RefSeq names its product membrane cofactor protein-like. Gene Ontology annotation, cellular component: cell surface. Gene Ontology annotation, biological process: negative regulation of complement activation, classical pathway. The record is from RefSeq and is a predicted model, not a curated record. NCBI's taxonomy places the organism in Eukaryota, Metazoa, Chordata, Mammalia, Carnivora, Felidae. The transcript has 10 exons. The coding region runs from base 25 to 1149 and encodes 374 amino acids.